CAUCACCACUGCUGUCACUUUUCUGUCAUAAGUAAAAGUUGUAGUUAAGUUGUUCCAGUCUUCGAAUCGAACUUUGAAUAAAAAACAAACGACCAGACGGACAAGUUUAGUAUUACAAUCGAUUUUAACGAAACAGUUCCAGAAUAUUUUUCUUGAUAUCUGUUAUCGACAUGUAAACUGUUUUACCAAAUAACCAGACCUCACGUCGGGGGUAAAAGGAAUUAAGCGAUUUAAUUUCUAACGAUCUGUAAGCGUAACCUGUAUAAUGGCUGACAAGGACCAAGUGAUUCAAGCUCUGCGUGCGACUCUUAUAUCGGUGAAAGGAGCACUUACAAUAAAACAGUGUAAUCGCGAUUACCGGGAGUUGCAAGGUGAAUGGAUACCCUUUAAGAAAUUGGGUUAUCCAACGCUUGAAAAGCUUUUCCAAGAUGUUCCGGGUUUUAAAAUUUCACAAAUCAAUGGCGAGUGGUACGUCGACGCCAUUGCUAGUCAAGAAACUCAACACAUCGCAUCAAUGGUUGCCAGGCAGAAGUCUACAAAAAAAACUAACAUGAAAUUAAGUCCGAAUCGUUUCCCGAAAAAACAAGGAUCGUGGAGAAAACCAGCGUCGACUUCAAGUUAUCCAUCAAGUUACGACAAGGAUUACUCAAAACAAUUCUACAGAUACAAAUCAAACACGUCCCACAAUAACAAUAACAACACGAAGUUUCAGUCAAAUAAAUAUAACAAAGUAACCGAAACGAAAAACCAACAACCUCAGCAAAUAAAGCAAUCCAGUAAAAUAGAGCACCAAGAAAAGGUAGCGCCUAAUGUACCCAAGAACUACAGCACGGCACCCAGAGACAUACAAAAUGAUAAAUCGAAGCAUUCCACACGUAACGAGAAAGAGACUGAUGUGCGAAUCCCCAAAGUGUCGGCGUCACAGAGGCUGUUGAACUUGAGGGACCGUCUCAACACUGUCGAUGUCAUACCUCUGCAGCUUCCCGCUCACAACAAUUACGUGGAGAACAUGGACCCUGUGACGCAAGUGGUGCCCGCACACAACCUGGAGCCCCCGCCGGAGUCCACCUCCUCGCACGAGAAGCUGGAGUGGACGUGCAGGAAGCUCGGCCUGCCUCAGCCCAUCUACAACCUCUACGACUACAGACCUAAGAAGGGCCCCGUCACCUACGAUUGCACCGUCAAAGUAGGUAACACGUACAGCGCGUCGUCGUACCCGGACUCGUCGCCGUCGGAGGAGAUGGCGCGCGAGGUGGCGGCGGUGAAGCUGCUGGCCGUCAUCGAGGGCUCGGAGGUGAAGGGUCUGCCCACCUCCAGCGCCGCGCGCGCGCUCACCUGCCUCGUCGACCUCGUCGCGGAGCACGAGGCCGGCCUCUGGGCCAGCAUCGUGCCGCACUUGUACAGGGAGAAAUUUAAUGAAAAUCUACCAAAUAACUGGCAAGAAUUGGUGGAGAAUUGUCCCCGAAUAUUAAAAGACAGAGUAGUCAAUGGACUUUUAGUUCUCUUGCCUAAUAACAAGGAGCCGACGACGCCAUUGUACGAUACUACAUUACCCGAUGAGACCAUCGACAGCGACUUACCACCUCUGCAGUUCCCGGAGCAAGACUUCUGGAAUGUUUUCAUCACAGUUGCCAACUCCACGCUCGAAGUUUGGCUUCGGAUUAUUGGAACUGAGUAUAGUAAUAUGUUAGACGCUUUGCUAGCUGAUAUGGGAAAAUAUUACGAACAUUACGGAACUUCUGUUGACAAAUCGAUGAUAAUAAAGAAUGCCUGGUACGCCGUGAACCUCGAGGACGGCGGCUGGCAGCGCGCUAAAGUGCUGGAGAUAGAGAACGAUACCGCGACCGUCUUCCUGGGCGACCACGGAGACGACGACACCGUCAAUAUAAACGAUAUCAAGAUACUCGAGCCGCAGUUCCGGAAACUGCCAGCGCAGGCGAUCCUGUGCCGGCUGGAGGGCGCGGAGGAGCUGGCGGCGAGCGAGACCGGCGCGGCGCUGGUGGCGCGGCGGCUGCCCGGCGAGGUGCUGGUGGCGGCGCCCGGACCCCGCGCCGACCCCGCAGACCCCUCCGUAGCCGUCGUCCUCUACGACACCUCUACGCAGCGCGACCUCAACCUCAACAAGGAGAUCGUGCACGACUUCUGCAUCGCGGGCGCUUUCACCGUCACACAGAAGUUAACGGAGAUGGAGGUGGGGUGCGUGACGGAUGAGGGUCGCGUGUGGGUGUCGCGCGCGGGCGGUGCGGCGCUGGUGCGCAACGCGCUCGCCCUGCUCACCAGCGGCCCCUACCGCCGCCCGCUGCCCGCCGCGCCACACGCUCCUCCCCCACACCCUACGCUCUUCAUCGUGCGAACGCUCGCCGGCGACUGGGUGCGGUGUGUGAUCAUCAGCGAGCUGGACGGCGAGGGCACGGUGCGCACGCAGCUGGUGGACUCGGGCCUGGUGUUGCGCGCACCGCUCUCUUCGCUCGUGCCGCUGCACUCCUUCUCGCCCGCGCUCAACGCCUACCCAUAUCAGGCCAUCCAAGUGCGACUGGGGUCUGCGGAGCGUGUGGCGGCGAGCAUGGCGACGCGGCUGCGCGAGCUGCUGGUGGGCGCGUCGGUGCUGUGCCGCGCCUCGCCCGCGCCCCACUCUCCUCACCCACACCCAUGCCCUGACGUCGAGUUGUACGUCCGCUCCGGGCCCGAACGCCUGCUCGGCUCAGUUAACGACUCCAUACUCAUCGAGUACGAAUAUCUCAAGAAUGCUAAAACGGAGGAAGAGGGGAAGGGUGCCACUGACCACGUGGAGGCACUCAACAAGAAGAAGGAGCGUAUAUUCCGCACGGCGUCGGGCGGCGCGGCGGGCGGCGCGGCGGGCGGGGCGGCGGGCAGAGGACGCAACGUGCUGCCGCAGCCCGUGCUGCCCGCACCCGGCAAAUGCUUCGACGUCUACAUCGCCAUGGCCGCCAAUCCUUGGAACUUUAUAGUGCAGCCGAACACAAACAGGUACACUCUGCAAACGAUGAUGAUGGAGUUGCAGCGUGAGUGCCCCAAGCUGUCAGCUGCCGAGGCGCCUACCAGCCCCGCCAACGGCGAGCUGUUUACUGCUUACUACGAUAAGGACUCAUCGUGGUACAGAGUUACAAUCGCGGGUACGGUAUCGUCAGACAUGGUAUCUAUAUACUUCUGUGACUUCGGCGACUUGGCGCUGUUCGCGAUGAAGGACCUACGGCCGGUGCCCGCCUCCGUGCCCCUGGCGCGCUCGCUGCCCCCGCAGGCAAUAAAGGGCAGAUUGUUCGAUGUGUGCCCACUUUACCAAGACUGGACCGUAGAAGACUGUAUUAGGUUUCAAGAAUUGUGCGUGGAACAACAGUUUGUUGGCAUAUGCAAAGAAGUAAGCAAGGAUCCGUUGAAUCCAAACGAGCCGCUUCUCAUCCUUGACCUUAUUGACACAUCUACUGAUGAAGACAUAUACCUAAACAAACAGUUGGUUGCCGAGGGCAGAGCCAGACUUGCAUCUAAUACCUAAAUAUUUUAAUGUACUGAAAUGUAAGGACUUUGUUAUCUUAUAUCUUAUUUGUUUUGCAUUUUUUUAAUGAGUGAAAGCAGUCGUGUAUGUAUGUAGUUAGACGGCUCUCACUUAAAUUAUUCUGUUAUAAAACAUUAGGUUUGCUUCCUCAUGGUAUAGCCUGUUUACAAUAGAAAUGUAUCUAAUCUUUUAAUGCAGACUUAAGGGGUAUUGGGAAGUUUUUGUUCAACAUUCAGUAAACUGAGGCUGUUUACAUAAUACUCAACACUAAUUCCAUAUUUAUCUUUUAGUAUGGUAUUUUUAAGUGUAUAAUUUUUAAGCAAUAAUCAGUGUUUACUUACAGACAAGCGACUAUAUUCUUAGCAACAAAUACUUGGACUUAUCAGCUAUAUAACUGGUAGUAUUCUAGAAAUACUUAGUGUAUAUAGAACAGAAAAUUAUAUAAAACAUAUAGAUAUUGAUUAUCAUACAUACCGCAUGCUCAUGUAAAAUGUUGGUAAAAAUGUUAAACUUAAAUGAACUUGAUUUAACUUACAAGAGCAGAAUGUUUAAAAAAAUCUAACUUUUUGCAAUAUCUAAUACAACAAAUAGUGAAAGUAGACAAAUCUAUA
Messenger RNA from Papilio machaon (common yellow swallowtail), 4122 nucleotides. It is a transcript of the gene tapas, whose product is annotated as tudor domain-containing protein 7A. NCBI's taxonomy places the organism in Eukaryota, Metazoa, Arthropoda, Insecta, Lepidoptera, Papilionidae. The record is from RefSeq and is a predicted model, not a curated record. Bases 266 to 3511 code for a protein of 1081 amino acids. The transcript is spliced from 21 exons.